Messenger RNA from Daphnia pulex (common water flea), 1747 nucleotides. RefSeq lists its product as uncharacterized. Lineage: Eukaryota; Metazoa; Arthropoda; Branchiopoda; Diplostraca; Daphniidae. Bases 42 to 1673 code for a protein of 543 amino acids. Gene Ontology annotation, molecular function: protein binding; extracellular matrix structural constituent. The transcript is spliced from 6 exons. The record is from RefSeq and is a predicted model, not a curated record.
UUGUUAAGUGUCGCUUUUGUUACAAAGAAAAUCGAGUAAAAAUGGCUCGUUUGACGGGUUUUUUUGGUUUGAUGUUGAUUUUGAGUUGCGGGGCAAUUUGUUCCUCUGCUCUUACCACAUUUUCCUUAGAAGAUAAACUGCAAGAAUUGGAAUUGAGACUAGAAGCCAAAAUUGAAGCUAAAAAUGCUCAACUUGAAGAAAAGGUGACGCAACUAGAGGCGCAACUUGAACUAAAUAAUGAACUAAGACAAGAUUUGGCAUUGAAAGUAAUUCAAUUAGAGGCCAAAAAUGUCCAACUGGAAGUCAAAAUUCAGGACCAAGAAAGAAAAUUAACUUCCCUGUUGGAAGCGACUGAACUUCCGGUUUCCACUGAUUCAAAAUUAUUUCCAGUUAAAAAAGAAAUUUCAAUUCGAUCAACUGGAAAGAGCGGAAUUCCAAGGACAUGCAGACAACUUCAAGCGAUCGAUCCUUCACUUUCAUCCGGAAUGCACUGGAUCGAUCCGGACGGGCAAGGAGUCGGCGAUGACCCAAUUUACGUUUACUGCGAUAUGACAUCAGGAUCGACCUCAAUUCUACACGAUAGUGAAUCUUCUUUAAAUGUGGGCCACUGCGCCGAUGCCGGGUGCUAUUCACGCUCCAUCAACUACAAUUCGUCAAUGGGACAAAUAAAAGCUUUGAUGGAAUUGUCCACUGAAUGUCAUCAGUCGAUUAAAUACGACUGCUACUACGUCCCGUUCGAGUUAAAUGGCGUCGCCUACAGUUGGUGGAACGACAGAGAAGAAAACGCGCAAUACUUUUGGGCCGGAAAUAACACGGACGGAGUUCACACCUGCCAGUGCGGAAUUGAUGGAAACUGUGUCGAUUCUGCAGUGAAAUGCAACUGCGACACGAUUUCACCAAUUCAAUUAGUCGACGACGGUGUCAUUACCGACAAAAAUGUUCUGCCCGUCACUCGUUUGAAUUUCGGACGAACUCAACUGGAAACUUCAUCCGGCGUCCACACGCUGGGCCGACUCGUGUGCACCGGAUUAGUGACUUUGACUGGACUACCAAAGUCGUGCCAAGACUUGUGGUUAAUUGGCCACACCCUGAACGGAUUUUAUUCCGUCAUGGGAUCGGCGAUGAUGGAAUCAGUUUACUGCGAUUUCACUAAACUACCGGACGAUGCGGUUUUCCAGAAAUGGAUUGGAUACACCGACGUCAAAUCGACGCCCGUCCAUUUCUACGUCCAGAGAUAUUCUAAUUUUAACAAAACUUCAACUCCGAUUACGUUCGAGUUGGCGGUGGUGAACGAGGGAAACGCCAUGAAUUUGACAUCGGGGAAAUUCACGGCACCGCGACCGGGAAUUUAUUUUUUCUCUUUCGCGGGAGUGGCGCGUCUUGAAGAUUAUAGAUCUUCUUUUGAUAUUUCUUAUUUAGAUAUUAUUCUUUAUAUGAACAGUCGAUCAAAUCGAAUCGGAUUGAGUUCUGUUAUAGAGAGUAAGUGCCCCGCUGAUCAAUAUAGCCCGUUGUCCCUCCAGUCGACGCUGAACCUGAAAAAAGGCGAUCAACUUUGGGUGGAGAUUAAUUAUCCUUGGUACGAAGGUUCAUCCUCGUAUUUGUAUGACAGCGUUGGCCACGCCACCCAUUUCACGGGUUUCAUGUUGGAGGAGGAAAUUGUGGCGUCCCUCUGAGGUUUCGGGUUCAACAUCCAAAAUUCGCAAAAUGAACGUCAACACGAAUUUUGGGGAAGGGAAUUUUAAGGGGG